UUAGUCGUCACUCCUCUACCUCACCUGGGCAGUUUGACCCUGUUGUCUCAGCAUGGCAAGUCUCAGUACGGGGUCAUUGAACAUGUCGAAGACCUAGACAGAUACCGCCUAGGUGGAUUCCACCCUCUACACAUCGGAGACAGGCUGAAUGAUGGCCGCUAUCAACUGGUCGACAAGCUUGGAUAUGGAGGGUACUCCACCAUAUGGCUAACCCGUGACCUACAAGGAGCCAGAUAUGUGGCAAUAAAGGUCACUACUUCUGAUUCCAGUGGCUGCCCGCAUGAGGCCCGUCUGAUACGUUCUUUUGGGAACUCGCCCGCCAGGCCGGGCAGAGAGAUUAUUCCUCGCCUCAUCGAUGAAUUAUGGGUUGCUGGCCCUAAUGGGAGACAUCGAUAUAUUGUCACUCCGCCAGCCCAAAUGAGCUUCCACCUUGGGGUUAUUUCGACCCAAGGUCGCGCAGUCAAUUAUUGCACCAACUCAUUCGUGGUGUCGCACUUCUUCCCGGGAAAGAUACGGUGCACGGUGGUACACCUUCAUCUUGGCAACAUAUUAAUCCAAUUUCCUGAAGCGAAAGAUUAUUUUUCUACGUUCGAGCUAUACGAAAGAUUUGGAGAGCCAGAAUCAGAAGCUGUCGUCCGUCUCGAUGGGGAGCAGUUGUCAAAUGGCGUUCCCGGCCGCGUGUUUAUGCCGGGAUGGUUUGGCGUUCACAGCAAUGAUCGCCUUUGGAGAAUCUUCAAUCCAAACCACACCUACCGACUGACCUCAAAGACUCUUCCUCUCUUCCAGCCGCCUGAGGCCCGAUUCUCAGGCGAGCCGCUCUCCUUUGUCUCUGACAUCUGGACCCUUGCCUGUACCGUCUGGGAAAUUCUGGGUCAGCGUCCACUGUUCGAGGCCUUUUCCCCAACGGCUGACCGCGUUACCGCGGAGCAGGUUGAGGUGCUUGCAAGACUAUAUACCUCUCGAGAUAAACACCUCAUCGGGUAUUCUCGUAGGUUGCCCAGGGGUGUCCAGGUGGGCUCGGGGAUGGCGUUACAUAAACGUGUCUAG
Penicillium alfredii is the source of this 1047-nucleotide messenger RNA. RefSeq lists its product as uncharacterized. The record is from RefSeq and is a predicted model, not a curated record. NCBI's taxonomy places the organism in Eukaryota, Fungi, Ascomycota, Eurotiomycetes, Eurotiales, Aspergillaceae. Gene Ontology annotation, molecular function: ATP binding; protein kinase activity. The annotation marks the transcript as partial. Gene Ontology annotation, biological process: spliceosomal complex assembly; regulation of mRNA processing; protein phosphorylation. The transcript is spliced from 3 exons.